Molecule: messenger RNA, 956 nt
Organism: Glycine soja
Lineage: Eukaryota; Viridiplantae; Streptophyta; Magnoliopsida; Fabales; Fabaceae
Product: proline-rich protein 4-like
Exons: 2
Coding region: 87-767 (226 amino acids)
Source: RefSeq, a predicted model, not a curated record
ACAAGAGUAAGUAACUCAACCUUCAAACAUUUUGCCUUUUCAGCUUUCAUUGCCCAACCUUGUAGUGUGGCCUUGCUGUUUUCUCAAUGAGAAAGGCUUUUACUCUGCAACGCGCACUUUUGCGCUUCUCUGUUGCGUUGUUGCUGGUUGCCAGCUUCACUUGUGCUACUUCUGUUAUGGCAAUAACUGAAGUUUCAGGGAAUGAAGUGAAUACAGAUGGGAAGCUUGUAAAUGAAGAACUAGCAAAAACAAGCCAACAAGGAUAUGACAAAGAAGCAAAAUUUAAAGGAUUUUUUUCAAAACCUAUUCCAAAACCAAUUUCUGUUGUUAAGCCUAUUCCUAUUCCACUAUAUAAGUCUAUACCAAAAUCAAUUCCCAUAGUGAAACCUAUCCCAAAGUCAAUUCCUAAUGAAGAAGAAAAAUUUAAAGGACUUUUUCCAAAGCCUAUUCCCAUAGUUAAGCCUAUUCCGAAGUCAAUUCCCAUUGUUAAGCCAAUACUAAAACCAAUUCCUGUUGUUAAACCUAUUCCUAUUCCAGUAUACAAGUCCAUACCAAAAUCUGUUCCUAUUGUUAAGCCUGUGCCAAAGUUAAUUCCGGUUGUUAAACCCAUAACAAAACCCAUUCCUACUUUUGAGCCAGAAUCUUUUCUAAAGCCGAAGCCUUUCUUUGAAAAACCUGUUCCUAAAUUGCCACUGGAGCCCAAAUUCAAGAAACCACGUAUUCCACAUUUUCCGGUUCAAAAGCCAAUUUCAACUCCAACUCCAUAAAACUAUUUUGCUCAGAAAGUUAUUCGAUCCAUUAUCUAACGCCUAUAUAUCUACACUAAAUAUCUCAAAAUUAUCAGUUGCAUCUGCAUAAUCAUCCUAUCAUAUUUGUGUACUGUAUUGGAUAACAUGUGGCGGAUGUAAAUCAAUAUUAUAUUAAAAUACAAGAGUCGUAUUGAUUUUCCAUUUUUA